This is a messenger RNA of Gryllus bimaculatus (two-spotted cricket), 2301 nucleotides long. The record is from the annotation of a GenBank genome assembly. NCBI's taxonomy places the organism in Eukaryota, Metazoa, Arthropoda, Insecta, Orthoptera, Gryllidae.
AGUGCAGCUAUGUACCUCAUUUGUAUACUCUCUGGCCUAAUGCAGCAUUUUAACUUCACAUUCUGCAGUGGAAACUACUUGGCCGAUGUUCAUUACACGACGUCUCGUAACUCGGCCGUGUAUCUGAGCGUGUCUGUCCGGCCCGCAGAAGCAGUAAUAUACUCUCUGCGCAGAAGUGCCGAGACGUUUGGACUCAGUUUAGUUUGGAGACCAUUGGAGACGCUGUCAGGGGUAGUGCACUAUGCUUGAUGUGUUUCAAUGAAGGAUUGGAUCGUUGCCUGUCAAAAUUGUUUGUCUCGGUAAUGUAAACAGUCAGCUGUAGUUCCCGUGGAAUGAAACUCAUUUAAUGCUUGCCAAGGCGACGGAGCGUGUGGUAGUUGACAUCGGUUGACAUUUCCUGCUUAUAUGAGGCAUUGAGGUUAUCUUUUCGAACAUGACCACCAAUGCUAGGUGCAUCGAAGCUCUUCGCUGCGAGAGAUUUGAUGAAGAGAAUUGCUCUACCAAGACUUCUGAAGAGCAGAUUAAGGUGGAAGAAUCGGUUGAAGAACUUUUCCAGUUAUUUUCAAAGAAAUUGACUAUUGACAUUAAUGCCCCUUCAUUGUUUCGUGGAAAGCAUGUUUCGUAUUUGAAGAAGUGCUUAUUUUAUCUCCCUAACUCUUAUGAGUGCCUCGAUGCAAGUAGACCAUGGCUGUGUUAUUGGAUCCUCCAUUCGUUGGAGCUCCUUGAAGAAACUUUGGAUGCAGAGGACAGGUCAAAAAUUGCUUUAUUUAUUGGAAGGUGCCAGAGUCCUGAUGGUGGUUUUGGGGGAGGCCCUGGACAACAUCCUCAUUUGGCUCCUACAUAUGCAGCUGUCAAUGCUUUAUGUACACUAGGCACAGAAGAAGCAUUUAGUAUAAUUAAUAGGGAAACUCUUCGGAAGUUUCUGUGGACAGUUCGUUGUGCAAAUGGAUCUUUCCAAAUGCAUGUUGGAGGAGAGGAAGAUAUUCGGGGAGUGUACUGUGCUCUUUCUGUUGCUAGACUGACCAAUAUUUACUGUGACAAGCUGUUUGAGAAUUCAGCAAAGUGGAUAAUAAGUUGCCAGACAUAUGAGGGAGGGUUUGCUGGCUGCCCUGGCUUGGAAGCGCACGGAGGCUAUGCCUUCUGCGGCCUGGCUGCACUAUGCCUUCUAGGCAAGGAGCAUCUCUGUGACAUAAGAGGCCUCUUGCGGUGGGUGGCCCAUCGACAGAUGCGCUUUGAAGGGGGCUUCCAAGGACGUACCAAUAAGCUUGUGGAUGGCUGUUACUCAUUCUGGCAGGGAGGUGCCUUCCCAUUGCUGCACAAGGCACUUGCAGACGAAGAUAGCACUUGUGUAAGUACCAAUUGGUUAUUUCAUCAAGAAGCUUUACAAGAAUACAUUUUAAUAUGUUGUCAGAAUUCUCUUGGAGGACUACUUGAUAAACCUGGCAAACCUCGUGAUAUAUAUCACACAUGUUACACACUCAGUGGUCUCUCAGUUGCACAGCACUGCUUUGCAGGACAGGAGAAGAUUGUUGGUGGACUUCAGAAUGAAUUGGCUCGAGUGCAUCCUUUAUAUAAUAUUAGUCAAGAAGCUUACAUAAAUGCCUCAAAGUUCUUCUACAACCUACCUCCACUCUAAGCACUGGAACACUUUGGAGCCCACUUCAACCGAGUGUUCAGAUUGGUUAUUUAUUAAUCAUCUGAAGAAGAGGUUGCUGUAUUGGUGCAGAAGUUGUUUGUGAAGAAUUUGCAGUAUUUGUAAAGGAGGAAGGCAUCUGGCAUUGUAAUGUUACUAAAGGAAGAUGACUGUGAGAAAAUGAGCUUUUCAAACAUUGCCAUUUUUUUAGAGAAAAUAAUCAUUGGUGCCUAAUUGCUUCACACCAAAAUUUUCUUUUGAGUAGUUCGUUCUGAUCAUGUCAGACCAAUAUUUGACUCCCUCUACGGAAUCAACUAGCACAAUCUUCCCUGCCAUGUGCAAAGUGAAAGAACACCUUUUGGAAGUAAUUUGUGGAUUUUAUUGUGUUUUUGUUAUUAAUGUACAUAAAACAUGCCUAAGUAGCCUAUUACUUGUUGAAUGAAUUGCUGAAGGCCUAAAGUAGUUAAAUCAGCAAAUAUUCGUUGUUGUUUUUUUUGUGUUUUUUUUAAGAUGCUGUGUUUCAGUUUGUGGUUGCAUUUGACACCAUGAUCAUCGUGUAUAUAAUUGUAACAUUGUGUAGAAAUCAAGUCAUGGUAAUAGAUCUUAUUGCUAAUUGCAAAUAUCAGUUUUAUAUUUUGAAAUAAAGCAAUUUUCAAGUAGUUAAUAGU